Molecule: messenger RNA, 2051 nt
Organism: Trichosurus vulpecula (common brushtail)
Lineage: Eukaryota; Metazoa; Chordata; Mammalia; Diprotodontia; Phalangeridae
Product: nuclear body protein SP140-like protein
Exons: 18
Coding region: 144-1973 (609 amino acids)
Biological process (GO): regulation of transcription by RNA polymerase II
Cellular component (GO): nucleus
Molecular function (GO): DNA binding; DNA-binding transcription factor activity, RNA polymerase II-specific; protein binding
Source: RefSeq, a predicted model, not a curated record
GAUUCUUAAGAAAUGAAAAUUUUAAACGGAAGUAAAACUACCUGGUGACACUAAGUUGGGAACCAGAUCAGACCUUCCUGGUUCCCCAAAGGCCAGACUGACCAGCUACGAAGCGCUUUAGAAUAUCAGAUCUAGAGAGGAAGAUGGUUGAGGACACCCUUCUCGAGACCUUUAAAAAAAACAAAUUGGAAAUAUCCGAGGCAGUAACUACCCCUUCUCCUUUCCUGGAGAUGCUUCGAGACCACUCUCUUAUCUCUGAGCAAAUGUACCAUCACGCUCAGAAGGAGUACGAAAAAUUGGUCCCUGUGUAUCAGGGGUCCCUAUGUACAUAUGACAUCCUCAUGGAGCUGGAGAAGAAAUUCAGCACCAAGGUCCUGGCAGUCUUGUUCCACCCCACCAACCUGCAGGAGUACCCUCCAUUAGCCCAAAUCCAAAAGCACUUCAAAGAUGUCCCUCUAGAUGAAUCAGCAGCAGAAGCUAGUGUGGAGUGUCCUGUCCAGAGAGGCAGCCUUGAGGAGAAGGCAUCAGUGGUCAGCACCCCUCCAAGCUCUGUCCAAGAUGUCAGUAAUAACAACAAACCCUCUACAAUUGGGAGAAGAAGGAAGCGUGGAGUCCCACAUAGAGUCCACUGGGUUAGGAAGAGAGUUUUCAGAAAAGCCAACAAAGGUCCCAAGGUGAAUUUCCAUCUCCCUGAGCUUCCUGUCACCUGUGGUGAGGCAAAGGGGACUUUACACAAGAAAAAAAUGGAGAAAGGCUCCUGGGAGAAGUGCAUCGAGAUGGCAGAUGGGAAGUGGCUCACCCUAAGGGAGUUUGAAAUCGAAGGCGGCCGCAAACUUGCCAAGAACUGGAAGAAGAGCAUCUAUAGUGGCUGCUACACGCUACACAACCUCAUCGAGAAAAAAUUUCUACCUUGUCCUCCAAGAAUAUUUGGCAAGACAAAAAAGACCUUCCCUGCAGGUGAAACUAGAAGACAGCCAGAAGUCAAGAAAAGGAGACGUUUGUGUCAGGCUGCACCUGCCCAGCAGGAACCAGGAAAGACUCUUCUGAGCAGGUCCUGCUUACCAGCAAGAAGACAAGUAGUUUCACUGGCCAACCGACCAAAGUACCAGGCCCAACUCCGAUCCAGGAAAUGGAUUUCUGUGGUGUGCAGACUGGACAAUGGGCGCCUGUACAAAGAUCGAAUUGUCUCACUCUAUAAGGGAAAAUGCAUCCUGACAGAGAGAGGGUGGUGCACCCCACUAGAGUUUUUGGCCGUAGACCCUGAGUUCGAUAUUGCCACCUGGACCCAAAGCAUCCACAGUGGUGGACUGACCCUGCAGACCCUGAUUGAGAACAACAUCUUGAAGCUUCACCCGGACACCUGCACCUGUGAAAUCUGCCAGGAUGAGGACCCCUUCCCAGAGAAUGAUAAUGUAUGUUUCAUGUGUAAAGAUGGAGGCGAUCUAUUCUGCUGUGACUCAUGCCCCAAAUCCUUCCACAGGGAUUGCCACAUCCCCAGUGUCUCAUCAGAGUGUAGUGCAGAGUGGAACUGCACCUUCUGCAAAAUAAGGAAGAAAAAGGAGAAGGAAGGUCUAGAGAACGACCCCUACCAGCAAGAGUUUAUGGCUAUAAAGCAGCGGAUGUAUCCUGAGCAGCAGCUGAAAUGUGAGUUUAUUCUGAUGAGAAUGUACUGCUGCAGAGAAAGCUUCCUCUUUACUGGAGAUCCACGCCAUUAUAAGGCGUAUUCCUCGCUCGUCAGAGAACCCAUGUGGCUAGACAAGGUGAAGGAGCGUCUCAGUGAUGAGACUUAUAAUACAGUGGAGGGCUUUGUCCUGGACAUGCGUCUGAUUUUUUACAACUGCAGGAAAUUUAACAAGGACAACCACUUUGGUUAUCUGGGAGCAAAGUUGGAGACAAAGUUUGAGAGGGAUUUCAAAGCAGUCUUUGAUAUUAAGGGAGCAGGUGAAGAAGAGAGGCGACUUUUGUUUCCAUGAUUCCCUCCCUCCAAUCCUGGGCUUUGUUCAGGUCCUCUUCAGUUAGGAAUAUUGGAAAUAAAUAAAAUUUUGACACAA